AUGAUUGAACUGUCAGUGUUCGUUCAGAAUACAAUAAGGAAACGUGGAUUUCAAUCGCAUAUAAUAAAUCAAUGUGCUAGGGCCGUUUUGAAAUUAUUCAUCAUGCAGCUAAUUGACUUAAACUAUUACAAAAACUUGCUUCGUGAUUCAUGUUUGAUAUAUAUAAAGAUCCAAAAUCCGAAACUUGUAUUAUCUGACUGUUAUAGUUGUGAAAGUAUAGACUAUGUAAACGUUAUCGAAAAUUAUUUGUUAGCUUUGGAUUCAUAUAGAGAUCUUGAGUGGCCUGUGAUGUUUACCAACAGCUAUGACACACAAACGAACGUGCAUAAUGUAACUCAUAACUUAUUUUAUAAUGAUUUACUACCUUGUAAUUUUGAAUCUAAUCUGAAGAUUGAUCCAAUUAAAGCAAUUGAAUCUAAAAUCAACGGAUGGUUUAUGCAUUGGAGAAAUUGUGACGAUACAACAGGAAGAGAUAUACGAUCUUUAUAUAAAUUAGAUUUAUUUUUAAACCCCUCUAUAGAAACUUGGUCCAUAAUGGCGUCUAAUUACAAUACCAUCAAUUACAAAAAAAUCGAUCUUUAUUAUGAUAGCCAAGUAAUCAUUGCACAAAUAAGUGGGUCAUUUAAGUAUAAAUUAGUACCCAAAGAUCCAUGUACAGAUACAUGUAUGGUGUUGAAAGGCCGAUUGAUUAAAAACGAUAUACUAAUGUUUAACAGUUUUCUCUGGGAAUUCCAUUAUCUACCGCUAAACAAUUUUGCAGAGAGUAUAGCGUUUAUUUAUCACUUAGAAUAAUUAUUUUUAAAGUAUUAAUAUAUAGUUAUAAUGAUUGAAAAUUAUGUAUUGUAUAUUUGUUUUAAUAUACAGUAAAACUAA
Messenger RNA from Daktulosphaira vitifoliae (grape phylloxera), 873 nucleotides. RefSeq lists its product as uncharacterized. Bases 1 to 792 code for a protein of 263 amino acids. NCBI's taxonomy places the organism in Eukaryota, Metazoa, Arthropoda, Insecta, Hemiptera, Phylloxeridae. The record is from RefSeq and is a predicted model, not a curated record. The transcript is spliced from 9 exons.